AUGGUGAGGGGUCGUGAUGCUGAGAGGUUGCGGGCGACGGCGGGAGUUGUGGUUGGCCAUGGGGAAGAGGGUGAAGAUGGGACGGAGAGGAGGAUGACGGCUAGAGGUGGCAGAGGUCGACCGACGGAGGAGGGAGGAGUCAACUCACGGCCGACGACGCCAUUCCCGUCGCCGACCUCCACCAGCAUUACUUCCUCCGCCGUACACGCGGUUCUCAUCCCCGCCAGCCAAUCCACGGCGGAUCUUCCCCCAGCGCCGCCGACCAGGAGUCCCCACACACCCACAGUCCCACCGGUUUCAGCCCAACUACCCGCCGGCGGCCGACCAAUAGCCACAACAACCACCGUUCAGUCCUCACCGCCGGCGAGCGUUGCCAUCUUCCUCCCUGACCAGCUCGACGUCAUCUUCUCCAUUGUCCAGGCAGCAGUGCCGGCACUAUUCUCACUGCCACUUCGUUCUCGUCGAGGACUGCACCAUAUGCACGGCGAAGCUCCGCCUUGGACCAAAGCUGAAAUCGACGGGGAAAAAUGA
This is a messenger RNA of Striga asiatica, 531 nucleotides long. Lineage: Eukaryota; Viridiplantae; Streptophyta; Magnoliopsida; Lamiales; Orobanchaceae. The record is from the annotation of a GenBank genome assembly.